AACCAGUGGAGGCGGAGUCAGAUUUCCACACACCGUUCUAUCUCGGUUCUGCCCGAAGUUCCCUAAAAGUGAGGCUGGAAAGUGCAAAGUGUGGCCACAGCCAGUGAAUUUCAUCCAAUUUCUUUAUCUAAUCAGAAUCCAGGGUCAAGUCGGUGCUAAAGGACUCUGUGUUCGCGAGGCUUUAAAUGGGGAGCGUUCAGCUGGACGAUUUCAUCGCAGGAUGGAUCGGAGGAGCGGCGAGUGUGAUCGUUGGCCACCCCCUCGACACAGUAAAGACGCGUUUGCAAGCCGGUCAUGGCUACAGUAACACAGUCCAAUGUGCGCUGAGGAUAUUUAAAAAUGAGCACAUUGCUGGGUUCUUCAAAGGUCUAUCCUUCCCGUUAGCCAGCAUCGCGGUAUACAACUCGGUGGCGCUUGGCGUGUAUGGUAAUACUCAGAGGGUCAUCUGUCAGUAUCGUUAUGGUGAGGAGGGCCGCCGGGGUCCUGCUCUGACUGAUGUGGCGGCUGCGAGUGCUGUGGUGGGUCUCGUCACGGUUGCAAUUGGUGCUCCAGUGGAUCUGGUCAAGAUAAGGCUACAGAUGCAAACUCAGUCUGUGAGGUCAGCUAAAUUAAAUUUUGUUGGUGCUGGUUCCAUUCACUCGAUUGCACUGAAUAAUCAGCCUCUGUACAGGGGCCCCGUGCACUGCAUUAGCAGAAUCCUGCGGAAUGAAGGGAUUGCUGGACUGUACCGAGGGGUCGGAGCCAUGUAUCUCAGAGAUAUUCCAGGAUACUGUUUGUAUUUUGUUCCCUACAUGUUGCUGUGUGACUGGAUGAUGCCUGAGGGGAGUACAUCACCUAAUCUAUAUUCUGUGUGGCUGGCCGGUGGUGUGGCAGGAACGAUUUCAUGGGGUACUGCAACCCCCAUGGAUGUUGUCAAAAGUCGUCUUCAAGCUGACGGAGUUCAUGAGACAAGGUACAAGGGAAUACUACACUGUAUUCAACAGAGUUACCAAAAGGAAGGACUAACUGUAUUUUUUAAAGGAACAGCUGUGAAUGCUAUUCGUGGAUUCCCUAUGAGUGCAGCAAUGUUUCUGGGAUAUGAAUUCACAUUGAAAAUCUUGCGAGGUCAAUAAGCAGAAUAUAACAUUUGCUUCCUGACAUGCGACAAAUUUGUCCAGUUGCAUUGUUCUUUGCCUCAACCGACAAUUGAUCAGAUUUAUGAGCAAAAUGAUACUGUUAUCUCCUUGGCUCCUGAUGACAACCCAGCAAAGCUCUUUGACAGAAAUGCUAUUAGACAACACAGAGAUUCUCCAGGGUGAUGGUGUAUUUCAAAAGUUAUAUGCAAUGUUCCCUGCGAAGUCAAACACAACAGAUAUCAAAGAGAGCAAGAAGAAUUGAGCUGUAGCUUUAAGGAUCUUUAGAGCUGAAACUUCGACCAACAAACUUUUGUUUCUCCACUGACCUGCUGAGUAGUCCUUAAGUAAAAGAAUUUCUACUAAAUAUGAAAUAGGAAAAAAAUUCGGAAGCCAGUUUGAGUUAUUAAGGGGAUUAUGUUGGUGGAGGUAGUGAACUAGGAACUAGAGCCAUUAAUUUGCAAGAGGAUAUAUAUCUCAGCAUUAUUGAAUAACGUAACAAAAUAGCCUGAGGCAAUUUCAUAGAAUCACACCGCCCAGGAUUAUGUCCUGUUGUUCCUCUGCAACUCUUUAAAUGAGCUACCCAAUUAGUUCCACUAUCCUGCUCUUUCCCAAUUCCCUGAUUUUUUUUUAAAUUCUUAUGUUUUUUUUAAAAAGUAACGUGCACCUAGUUAACUGAAGAGCCUUUAUGGAGCAUUAAUAAAAGCUUCCAUUUGUUAGCUAAUGUAUUAAAAUAAACAAGAGGGGGACUGCAUGUGGAAAAUCAUAUCUCUUGGUUCUUCUCUAGUGCUGUACUUUGGUACCUCAGUUUUUCCAGGAGAAUCUUAAGACUCCUUGCGGAUUCGGAUUCAGAUUCAGAGUAGUUUAUUGUCAUACACACCAGGGUGCAAUGAAGUUCCUUGUUCAUGUGAAGCUCACGGAGUAUACAUGGCAAUAAUAAAUACACUAAAUACAGUGCAAGCACAAAAGAACAAUGGUGGAAAGAUAGUGCAAUCUGAAAUAGUGCAAAAAGAAAUGCUAAAGUGACAAUAACAGAAUAACCGAAAGAGUUAGAAUUAAGAGACCAAGAAUGUGGUAGCAACUUAGGGAAGGGGAACAUGAAAGAGGUGAUUUGUUCAGCAGUCUGAUAGCAGUGGGGAAGAAGCUGUUCUUGAGUCUGGUCCGGGCUUUCAAGCUAAUUUGUCCUUUGUGUAUAUUAUGUUGAUAUGAUUCACUAACUAGUUAUGGCUAAUGACAAUUGAAAGCUUUGACCUUGGACCUACAGACUCUCUGACAUGCUGCUAAUCCAAUAAAUUUUAUUCUGUUAAUGUAAGUUUAAAUGGGUGCACAGGUGCUGCACAGAAGCCUAUUUUUAUUCCAUAGUAUAACAAGCCACUUUCUGCUGCCAAGUAACUAUUAAUCGGCUAUCAUCAUUGUUUCCAUGUACUAAAAUGCAACUGUGAGUACUAGGAGAUAGGGUUGCUAUUUUUGAAGUGAUAAAGUUACCUGACUUAUUACGGGAAGUUAUUUUUACCUUUAUUCCACUCUGGAGUACAAGUCAAAGGCCACUGUGAUUAUGUUGGCUUAUGUAUUUUCUUCACAGCUAACUAUGAUGAACCACAUGAAAGCAGAAUAACAUUAUUUAACUGUAUUAUGGUGAAAUAUAUCUACAGUACUAAGUGUGAAUCAAAACAGAUUCCAAAGAGAAUAAUAUCUCACCAUGACUGAAGAUUGUAACAGCCCUACAAAGCAUAAACAAAAUUUUCAUUUCACUGUUUUAAUUGCUGUUUUCGGAAGCAUUUAGAUUAUUCUUUGAUCUGUGACCAAGUAUUUUAAAUGAGCAGAUAAAAUGUGUCUAUCACAAAGCAAAUUAUUGUAAAUUAGAUACCAUGUAUCUGUUAUGUAGAUUACAGAUGAAAAUACUGCUUGUUACAGGCCAGAAGAGGGUAUAGUGAACCUUCUGUGUGGAAGGUGUGACUUAAUCAUAUCAUGUAUUACCUUUCUGAUUGUAAUAUUAAUUUCUUUUUCAUGUUGUUAUCUAUAGAUUGUGCACAAAAUUGCACAUGGUAUUAUGAUCUUAAAUGACAAACAUUUCACCACACUGCUGUGUCCUUAUUCACAUCCAUGGGGAGGCGUCAAGUGGAAAGGGAACAACACUGCUGUUACCUAGUUUUUAAUAUACUGACAAUGUACUGGAGCACACUCAGUUGGCUACCGUCUUGACUGUGGGACACGCAUUUGGUGGGAUCAGGGUCAUUGAGAGCUAAAUGCCAUCUGUAAUUAAAUUAUAAAAGUGAUCAGCAAUAAAGAAUAAUUUAGC
Messenger RNA from Pristis pectinata (smalltooth sawfish), 3411 nucleotides. RefSeq names its product solute carrier family 25 member 48 (gene slc25a48). Gene Ontology annotation, cellular component: mitochondrion. Lineage: Eukaryota; Metazoa; Chordata; Chondrichthyes; Rhinopristiformes; Pristidae. The coding region runs from base 186 to 1112 and encodes 308 amino acids. Gene Ontology annotation, molecular function: transmembrane transporter activity. Gene Ontology annotation, biological process: transmembrane transport. The record is from RefSeq and is a predicted model, not a curated record. The transcript has 7 exons.